Dovyalis caffra is the source of this 1176-nucleotide messenger RNA. NCBI's taxonomy places the organism in Eukaryota, Viridiplantae, Streptophyta, Magnoliopsida, Malpighiales, Salicaceae. The record is from the annotation of a GenBank genome assembly.
AUGUGUAGUGGGUGGAGGAGGGUACCUCUGCCAUAUCAAGAUGCAGCCAACUACAACCCCAUCGUUAGUGAGUGGUGCCUAGGAAGGGGCUUACCUUGUAAGGAGGACCCACAUGAGAAGCAUAAACAUGUUGAUGUUAAGGUGAUGAGCAGUCAUCUUAAAUCAGAGCACAUAAAGAAUAGGGUGGUUUGGGAGUUGGUGGCUCUGGAAACAGUCACGAGAGUCCUGACAAUAGCAGAGUUGAUGACCUACUUUUUAUGGUACAAGCAUGUUAAGAAUCCAGCAGGAGUUCCAUUUUCAGCAAGAGUCAAGAGUCAAGGUAACGAAUUUUAUGAUGGUUCAACCAUGGUAACCAUCUAUCCAUCUGGAGUUAUUAGCAAGUGCCCCACACUUCUGGUUGUUAACACACUUCAAGAUGCUUCUUUUUGCAAGAUUACUCAUAUCAAAGCUUCGAUUACCGUAGUCUCUCCUAGAAUUGUGUGUGGUCCUUGUAGUAAUGUAGCAAAUGAUUCCACUUUUUCUUGGAAGGGGUGUUGCCAGCUUAGACCCCAUCAUUUAUUACAGCGAGUGGCUUCAAAUAAAUGGUUGUGCCGAUCGCAUGAUUCUAAUUCACUUGAUGAUGAGUAUCGUUCUUCUCGAAACAUAGCAAUCAGUUUGUUUAGGCGAUACAGGAAUGUCAUUGAUCGUGGUGGAGGUGACAACUUAAAAGAAUUCAUCAGUGCUGGAGUGAAUGCAUAUGCUGUUGGCUGCACUGAUGAAGGAUUACGCAAGGAACUUGCUGCUAUUAAGGAAUCUGGUAUUGAAAUUGAAGCGCUGCAGAAUUAUGGUGGAAACACCAGUGUGAAGUCCAAGAUAUUUGCUGAGGAGAUUGACGAGUGUAUUCUGUGGUUGAGCAUUAUAUUUAUCACUAUCUUGUGUACACCACAACCAACUAUAGUUCGAUGGUCAUCUACACCUCCAGUGUCAGAUGACAUACGGCUACAGUGGAAAGGAUUUUGUGCGAUCAUAGCAAAUGCUUACUACAUGAGAGGAAUGGCAUGGCUUCCAGUUAAGACUCUUCAGCUAGAGCAAAUGGCAGUUUCAGGGCGUGCUGAGGAGCCAUCAGUUGUUGCCAGUCGAAUGCGACUAGUUUUCAGCACACUUGAGGUAGUAAGUCCACAAUGGCCAAGAGUAUAA